Messenger RNA from Galeopterus variegatus (Sunda flying lemur), 1427 nucleotides. RefSeq names its product ferric-chelate reductase 1 (gene FRRS1). Lineage: Eukaryota; Metazoa; Chordata; Mammalia; Dermoptera; Cynocephalidae. The transcript has 11 exons. The record is from RefSeq and is a predicted model, not a curated record. The annotation marks the transcript as partial. Gene Ontology annotation, molecular function: oxidoreductase activity, acting on metal ions.
UAAUGAAGUAGAGGUUAAGUGAUUUGCCCAUAGUCUCACAGCGGGUAAUUGGUAGAGCUGAAAUUCAAAUCCGGGUCGGACUUUACAUAUCCAGUUCUUUUUAUUAUAUGGCGGUUCCUGGAUUUACCCUUGAUGUCUUCAUAUUUCUGUUGCACAUUAGUUCUGUGGCCAAUUAUCCCAAUGGAAAAGUAACAGGGUCAUGCCAUGGAAUGGUUCCUGAACAUGGUCAUAGUCCGCAGUCUAAUCCUGUUCACAGGAUUGCAGUGAGUCAGAACACAUUCAGACCAGGAGAUCAGAUCGCAGUUACUUUGUCAGGACCACCAUUUAAAGGCUUUCUUUUAGAAGCUCGUAAUGCUGAGGAUUUGAGUGGCCUUCCUAUUGGCCCCUUUACGUUGAACGACAGUCAAGUGUCACAACUUCUGACCUGUGAAGAUAUACAGGGAUCAGCUGUGAGUCACACAAGUUCAUCCAAAAAAACAGAAAUUAAGGUCUACUGGAAUGCUCCAAGUGGUGCCCCAAAUCAUGUUCAGUUUCUAGUCACAGUUGUGGAGAAGUAUAAAAUCUACUGGGUGAAGAUUCCUGGUCCUAUAAUUUCACAACCAAAUGCACUUCCUUUUACAACACCCGAAGCCUCAAUAGUACCUUUGUCAACGUUACAUCCAGUCUCCCAUUUAACCAAAUCAUUCAAUGCUUCGGACUGUGGGAACAAGAAGUUCUGUAUUAGGAGUCCUUUGAACUGUGACCCAGAGGAGAGCGCUUGUGUCUUCUUGUCCUUCACAAGAGAUGACCAGUCAGUGAUGGUUGAAAUGAGCGGUCCCAGUAAAGGCUAUUUAUCCUUUGCAUUUUCUCAUGACCGAUGGAUGGGUGAUGAUGAUGCUUAUCUGUGCAUUCGUGAAGAUCAGACCGUGCACAUACAGCCUGCCCAUUUGACAGGACGAAGUCACCCUGUAAUGGACUCCAGGGGUACUCUUGAGGAUAUGGCUUGGAGAUUGGCGGAUGGUAUUAUGCAGUGUUCUUUCAGAAGAAAUAUUACACUUCCUGGGGUUAAGAAUAGAUUUGGUCUAAACACAAGCUACUACAUAUUUCUAGCAGAUGGUGCAGCUAAUGAUGGUCGAGUUUAUAAGCACUCUCAGCAGCCUUUGAUUACAUAUGAAAAACAUAAUGUGACAGACUAUCCAAAGAACAUAGGAGGAUCCCAUUCUUUGCUCCUCCUGAAGGUUCAUGGUGCUUUCAUGUUUGUGGCAUGGAUGACUACUGUUAGCAUAGGUGUACUGAUUGCCCGGUUCCUCAAACCUGUAUGGUCAAAAACUUUCUUCCUCGGUAAAGCAGUUUGGUUUCAGGUGCACCGGAUGCUCAUGCUCACCACGUCUGCCCUCACCUGCGUUGCUUUCGUUUUGCCUUUUAUAUACAGAGGAGGCUGGAGUUGG